AUAUAUAGUCUUGUCUACGAAUGCAAUUAGGCGGGAAAAAAUUGAAAGGAUAAGGAGUAAAGCUUUUUUUAAUUAAUAGUAUAAAAAUGGUUGGUCAAUAUGACGAAAAUGUGUUAUCUGAUAUGUUGCCUGUGUAUUAUACGAGACUAUUUCCACAAAACCUGUUUUGUAGGUGGCUUUCAUGUGGAAAUAAUCCUCAGCCAUUAUCAAAUAGAGAAUUGUCCUUUACUCUAGCUGAUGAUGUGUAUUUACGGUAUUUAUCUAUAAAUAACCAGAAAGAAUUUUUCACUUUGUUGCAAAAGAAAUGUCCUCACAAACUCGAUAUCGGCGCUGUUUAUAAUACAAAACCCUCUGUUGGACGUCACGAUGCAGUUGUACUGGCUAGGGAGUUGGUGUUUGAUAUAGAUCUUACAGAUUAUGAUGAAGUUAGAACAUGUUGCCAAGAAGCUAAAGUUUGUGAUAAGUGUUGGAAGUUUAUGGUUGUAGCAUGUGAAAUUAUUAAUGCUGCUUUGAAAGAUGAUUUUGGUUUUCAAUCAAUUCUAUGGGUGUUUUCUGGAAGACGUGGUAUACAUUGCUGGGUUUCAGACUAUGAAGCAAGGACAUUAGAUAGUCCAGGACGAGCUGCUGUCGCAGAUUACCUUUGCCUCAUUAUGGGUGGUGAAAAUCAAAGUAAAAAAGUACAUUUGGGUAAUGACAACCUACAUUCUAGUAUAAGGAGGGCUUUAGACGUAAUAGAUAAAUACUUUGAAGAGAUCCUUCAAGAUCAAGAAUUCCUUUCAACAUCAGAUAGAUUGAAAAGUUUUUUGAAGAUUAUACCUGAUGAAGUUUUAAGGAAGCAGGUACAAGAAAGUUUGGAAAGGCUUCCAACAUCAUCAGUUGGUAGAUGGGAAUCUUUUACAAAUAUUUACAACAAAUAUUCUAAAGAAAACACACAUGCUAUUAGAAAAAUGAAGUAUUUAAUAGAAGAAAUAAAAAUACAAUAUUGCUAUCCGCGACUUGACGUGAAUGUGACAAAAGGUUUCAAUCAUUUGUUAAAAUCUCCAUUCAGUAUUCAUCCAAAAACAGGAAAAGUAUCUAUUGUAUUUAAACCAGAUAAUGCUACAGACCUAAAAUUGGAGGAAGUUCCUACAAUUUACACACUUCUUGAUGACAGUUCAUCGGAUAACUUGCAGCAUCAAGCUAAUAUGAGAGCUGCUGUUAAAAAUUUUCAAGAACUAGUUUUCUCUUUAGAGAAAGCAGAAGCAGUGAGACGAAAAAUGGAAGCAAAUACAUCCCUGGAAUUUUAAAAAUACGUAAAAAUGUGGUAAAUGAAACUAAAUUGUGAGAAGUAUUUUAGUAUUAAAAAUAUAUUGUAAA
Melitaea cinxia (Glanville fritillary) is the source of this 1356-nucleotide messenger RNA. RefSeq names its product DNA primase small subunit (gene DNApol-alpha50). The record is from RefSeq and is a predicted model, not a curated record. Gene Ontology annotation, biological process: DNA replication, synthesis of primer. The transcript is spliced from 7 exons. Bases 87 to 1286 code for a protein of 399 amino acids. NCBI's taxonomy places the organism in Eukaryota, Metazoa, Arthropoda, Insecta, Lepidoptera, Nymphalidae. Gene Ontology annotation, cellular component: alpha DNA polymerase:primase complex.